This is a messenger RNA of Talaromyces amestolkiae, 1731 nucleotides long. RefSeq lists its product as uncharacterized. Gene Ontology annotation, molecular function: mRNA binding; protein binding. Gene Ontology annotation, biological process: mRNA splicing, via spliceosome. The transcript is spliced from 3 exons. Lineage: Eukaryota; Fungi; Ascomycota; Eurotiomycetes; Eurotiales; Trichocomaceae. The record is from RefSeq and is a predicted model, not a curated record. Gene Ontology annotation, cellular component: catalytic step 2 spliceosome. Bases 1 to 1731 code for a protein of 576 amino acids.
AUGGCUUCGCUCGUCGGCGCAAACUACGACUCAUCAGGCGAUGAAUCCGACAAACCCACGACUACAACCUUCACAUCCGCGACAAAACUAGUCGCCGCACCGGAAGUCAAUGUAGAGGAUCCUACAAACUUACAACUAAUCGCCGGUACCGGAACAUCAACUGCUUUAACAUAUAAUGCAAGAUACGACGACCUCUCGCGCCCGGCCCAAGGUCCCGUAAACCCAUUCAAACCCAACGGCGUUGGGAACGGCCUCAAACGCAAAAACGUGCCAACGGGAUACGCAGAAGAGGCAGCUAUCAGCGAAGCGACUUUCACAGCGCAACAUCAUACCUUCCAGAGUCUGGGAUAUUCGCGUGACCCCACGAGGCCAGAUGUCUUUGUGGGAGACUUGGCGCGAGCAGCGCAGUACGGUGGACGUGAUUUUGUGCAAAUGAAACCGUCGAAGGAAGUCUCGGCAGCGUUGCGGAGUAAAAGGCAGAAGAAGGGGGAUCCCAGUAUUGUUGAUGGGGAGGGGGCCUACAAGGGUCCCUGGGCGAGGUAUGAGAAUGAUGAUCAGGUUUAUGAGGAGGAGGCGGCUGAGGCUGGGUAUGAGCUUGCGAGUGAUGAGGAGUUUGUAGAAGAGGAAGAGGAGGUGCCUGGGAAGUUACCGGCGCUGGCGACUGAUUAUCAGGAUGAUGCGUCACAGACGGAGACGACGGAGUUUCAUGGAAGUGAACAGUUUGAUUACCUUGGACGGACUUAUAUGCACGUUCCGCAAGAUCUGGAUAUCGAUCUUAGAAAAGAACCAGGCAGCGUCAAGAAUUUCAUUCCCCGGAAAUUGGCGCAUACCUGGAAAUCGCACACCAAACCUAUCACCUCACUUCGAUUCUUCCCUGGAUCCGGUCACUUGCUGCUCUCCUCUGCAGCAGACGGCAAAGCCAAGAUUUGGGAUGUAUACCACCAACGCGAACUUUUGCGCACCUUCUCGGGACACUCUAAAUCGAUCAGCGAUACUACUUUCCACCCUACGGGCAAAACAUUCCUUACAGCCUCGUACGAUCGACAGAUCAAAUUGUGGGAUACAGAGUAUGGUAAAUGCAUUUCUCGAUUUAGCACAGGUAAAACACCGCAUGUUGUCCGCAUCAACCCUGAUCCGGAACACAACCACGAGUUUUUGGCCGGUAUGUCGGACAAGAAGAUCGUCCAAUUCGAUACUCGUACGGGCGAAAUGGUGCAGGAAUACGACCAUCAUUUAGCUGCCGUCAACACCAUCACCUUCGUCGACAACAACCGCCGCUUCAUCACAACAUCAGACGACAAAUCCCUCCGAGCAUGGGAAUACGGCAUCCCCGUACCCAUCAAAUAUAUCGCCGAAGCAGACAUGUUCGCCAUGGUACGCGCUUGCCCGCAUCCAUCGGGCAAAUACGUCGCUUUUCAGUCUGGCGACAAUCAAAUCGUCGUCUACGCCGCAACCGACAAGUUUCGCCAGAACCGUAAAAAGGGGUUCCGUGGCCACAACAAUGCUGGGUACGCGAUUGAUAUCACUUUUUCGCCCGACGGGCAGUUUGUGGCUAGUGGUGAUUCAGGUGGUUAUGCGUGCUUUUGGGAUUGGAAGACGGGGAAGAUGUAUCAUAAGAUCCAGGCUGGUGGGAAGGAUGGUUCGGCGGUUACGUGUCUUGACUGGCAUCCUCAGGAGACCAGUAAAGUUGUUACUGGUGGGUUGGAUGGAAUUAUUAGGUAUUGGGAUUGA